Messenger RNA from Achroia grisella, 1686 nucleotides. RefSeq names its product 60S ribosomal export protein NMD3 (gene Nmd3). Gene Ontology annotation, molecular function: ribosomal large subunit binding. The coding region runs from base 150 to 1658 and encodes 502 amino acids. The transcript has 9 exons. The record is from RefSeq and is a predicted model, not a curated record. Gene Ontology annotation, cellular component: cytoplasm; nucleus. Lineage: Eukaryota; Metazoa; Arthropoda; Insecta; Lepidoptera; Pyralidae. Gene Ontology annotation, biological process: ribosomal large subunit export from nucleus.
AAGUUGUUCUUUUCUAUUCGCCAUGCAUAUCCCAUAUUGCAUAUUUUUAUUUUAAUAUAUAAUCGGUCUUAUACUAUCUUUUAGUUAUUUAUGAUUAACAAUAUAUAUUUUGAAAAUAUUCGUGUGUUAACAUAUAUUUCUAUAGAAUAAUGGAGUACAUAUCGUCAGAAAAUGUAUCAGCAAACAGCACACGAAUUUUAUGCUGUCAGUGUGCAGUGCCUAUUGAAGCAAAUCCAUCAAAUAUGUGUGUAGCAUGUUUACGGGCUCAUGUAGACAUCACAGAAGGCAUUCCUAAACAAGCUACUCUUUUCUUUUGUAGAGGUUGCGAAAGAUAUUUGCAGCCUCCAGCAGAGUGGAUAGUGUGUGCUUUAGAGUCUCGAGAACUUCUUGCACUCUGUCUGAAAAGAUUGAAAGGUUUGAACAGGGUUAAGUUAAUAGAUGCUGGAUUUGCAUGGACAGAACCCCAUUCAAAGAGAAUAAAGGUUAAACUCACAGUACAGGGUGAAGUCAUGGGUGGAGCAGUGCUUCAACAGACUUUCAUUGUAGAAUUCACCAUACAACAUCAGAUGUGUGAUGCCUGCCAUCGUUCAGAGGCUCAGGAUUACUGGAAAGCUUUGGUGCAAAUAAGACAACGUGCAAAUAACAGGAAAACCUUUUAUUAUUUAGAACAGUUAAUUUUAAAACAUAAGGCACAUGAGAAUACUCUUGGUAUAAAGCCAAAGCAUGAUGGAUUAGAUUUUUUUUAUGCAACAGAGAGUCAUGCCCGUAAAAUGGUUGAUUUUGUGCAAUCAGUACUACCAAUAAAAUGCCAACAUUCCAAGAAGCUAAUAUCCCACGACAUUCAUAGUAAUAUAUACAAUUAUAAGUUUACAUUUAGCAUUGAAAUAGUUCCAUUAUCUAAGGACAGUAUUGUGUGUCUUCCAAAGAAGUUAACACAUCAACUGGGGUCAAUAUCACCCAUAUGUUUGGUGAAUAGAGUGACCAGCACUAUUCACCUCAUUGAUGCAAAUACAGGACAAGUAUGCGAUUUGUCCUCCACGGUGUACUGGCGUUAUCCAUUCACCCCCAUAUGUAAUCCGAAGCAGUUAGUGGAAUAUAUAGUAAUGGACAUAGAUAUAUUAAAAGAGCAUGAAAAGAAAUCAUUUCCCGGACAAGGGAAUGUAUCAAGUAAGCAUGUUGUCGCAGAUGUUUGGGUUGUUAGAGCUAGUGAACUUGGAUUAGAUGUUAAUUCAAUACAUACGAAGACUCAUCUUGGUCAUAUAUUGAAGCCAGGCGAUACUGUAUUAGGAUACAACCUCGGCAAUACAAACGUUAAUGAUGCAAAUUUCGACAAGUUAGAUCGCAGUGUGGUUCCGGAUGUGUUUUUAGUGAAGAAGCACUAUGGAGAGAGAACAGCAAGGAGGCGGGCGCGUAACUGGAAACUCAAGCAUAUGGCUGAAGAGCUACAUGAAGGGCUUAGCUCUUCUAAUGAUGAUUAUAACGAGUUCCUGGAUGAUUUAGAAGAAGAUCCUGCGUUUAGGCAGAAUAUUAAUAUAUUUAAAGAUGUAAAUAAGAUUGCUGUGGAUACUGAUGAGAUCGACCCCACAUUACCACGCAUUACACUUGCUGAAAUGUUAGAUGAUUUAACUAUUGAAGAUGUUGAAAUGAGUGAAGUGUAAAAUAUUUUAUAUAAAAUAUAAUAUUUAU